Molecule: messenger RNA, 946 nt
Organism: Marchantia polymorpha subsp. ruderalis
Lineage: Eukaryota; Viridiplantae; Streptophyta; Marchantiopsida; Marchantiales; Marchantiaceae
Source: the annotation of a GenBank genome assembly
GCAGGGCCAGGAAUCAGUGAAGGACGCUCGGGCUUGAUUCUCUCGGCAGCCGCAGAGGAGGUUCGCUUUGUUGAUAUCAGAUAUAUAUGAGAUUUAUGUCAUAUGUUAGUUCACCACCUCACGAACAGCAGCAGCUGUCUGACACAAAGAAUGAUGACGUCUAGACUCACCUGAUUGAUUGCUUCGGUGGCGACAACGAGCAUCCUUCAAAUGGAAGACAAAUUUAGCACAUUGUGCUCUUAGGCCUGGAUAAGAGCCUAGCCCCGGGGCCUGUAUGAGCGGCUGCUUUCGUGCAACGUUCGCGUCUCGCAACGAAGUAUCGUGUCGUCCAUGACCACCUUGUGCUUCCCAUUCAAGUACGCCUGCGCCUCUCGACCCCCGAUUUCUGGGUAGAAAACUGCACAGGCGAGCUCAAAAGAGCGCGUAUGGAGCAUGUGGCACCAACUCGCAUGUCGUGUCUUCCAUGACCGCCUUGAUUCUCGAGUAUAUUUCCGUAUACGACUCGUGUGUAUCCGGCUGGGCUGGACUGGACUGGACGGGGCUUUAGAAAGAGUUCCCUUGGAAUAUAUGGAGUUGGAUUAUCCGGCCCGUAAUUUAGGCCGAUCAGUUGCAACUUGCUACCCGGGCGUCGUUGUCUCUGGUUUUUCCCUCGCCUUUCUCGAGCACUCUGAUUUCCUCUCCUUCUUCUCCUCUUUCCCUCACUCUUAUUUUGGACCAAGAUCUACCUUUGGCUGCGGCUCCCCUUCCUGGGAGUUGCCUCCUCGCAGUACGUUUUCCUGUACCUGUGUAGAACGGGCAUACGACGAGGAAAUAUACGCAACCCUGGACAGCUUUAUCGUGUACUUGCUAGGAAGAGACUCUUCCCAUAUGACUGAUGUGAGGAAAUUCUGCAUGCAGAUGAAGACUUUGUCCAAAACUGCACAUUGAUCCAACAACAUUAACAGGU